UGAUAACGUCAUCACUAGAUGCCGGAAAAAAAAUUGUCACAUGUGUCAUCUACGGUGUCAACCAACUUGGUAGCCCUUGUGGAAUGAGCCGAGACCGUCUGUUGGGCAAUUAAUCGAUCAGAAAGAAGACAGUAAUGUUUAAGUGAGACUAACUCAGCGCGUUUACAUGUGAUUAAUCGGUACGCUGUGGUUUGAAUGACUGCGGGAGACGAUUAGCAUGAACAGGCUCCAUGUGAGGCUCUGGUACUUCACGUCGCUGUUUGUGAACGACAGGACUCUCUCUGCUCCUGUCCGCUGUGAUUCUUCUCUCCAUCGGACUGCUUUUCAGCUUUUUCGGACCAUGGCCACCACUACCACUAACAACAAAAACAAUUUACCGAAGAAAGCCAAGCAGAAGGAGCCGCUGCGCAGAGUGAAAACCAAAGAGAACCGCAGCAAGCGAGGAGACGUUCACGGACCGUCCACUGUGUACCUGCAGGUGGUCGGAGCUGGAAGCAGAGAUAAUGCUGCGUCAGUUUACGUAUUCUCCGAGUUCAACAGGUACCUGUUCAACUGUGGUGAAGGAACGCAGAGGCUCAUGCAGGAACACAAGCUGAAAGCUGCUCGCUUGGACAACAUCUUCCUGACCAGACUGAGCUGGGAGAACGUGGGAGGCUUGUCAGCAAAGUCGAGGGACAACGACAGAAAUCGCUCCCACAGGUCGGGCAGGAACAGCCCCACUCAGGCGACUCCACAGAAAGCCGACGUCAGCAGUGCGGACGAUCCAGGUGAAAGGCGAACAGCAGCGAGAGAUUCCUCUCUGGUGGUCGCCUUUGCCUGCAAGCUUCACCCAAAGAAGGGCAACUUCUUAGUUGCUCAAGCCAAAGAGCUUGGGCUGCCCGUGGGCACAGCUGCUAUUGGUCCCAUCAUUGCAGCUCUGAAAGCCGGGAAAAGUAUCGUGCAUGAAGGAAAAGAGAUCCGACCCGAGCAGGUCUGUACUCCUACUGAUCCAGGACCAGUCUUUAUUAUGGUCGAGUGUCCGUCUGAAGAAUUUCUUGGAGCUCUUUGCACCAAUCAGCAGCUGGGAAGGUCUUUAGGUGAGCCUCAGGCGGCCUUACACGUCCCGAACGUCAGAGCGGAGUGUCUGCUCAAGUUCCAGCUCAGACCUGUAAUGGAGUGGCAAAGAGAUGCCAUCCCCUCCUGCAACUCUGAGGAGUUUGUGAAAGAAGCUUCUGAGGUCCCAAACUUUCUGGCAGAAGUGGACGAGUGCAGGAAGAUUUGCUCCGCUGGCUCUGCAGAGCUUUCCGGUCAAGGAGGAAAAUACCCAGAGGUGGUUUUCUUGGGAACUGGGUCAGCUCUUCCGAUGAAGAUCAGGAAUGUCAGCGGCACUUUAGUUAAUAUCAGCCCGAGUCAGUCGUUGCUGCUGGACUGUGGAGAGGGAACCUUCGGUCAGCUCUGCAGACACUACGGGGACGACGUUGACGACGCUUUGUCCAAGAUCGCCACGGUCUUCAUCUCACACCUGCAUGCUGACCAUCACACGGGGCUGGUGAAGCUGCUGUACCAGAGAGAAAGGGCACUGGCAACUUUGGGAAAGCCGUUUAGCCCGAUCUUCCUGGUUGCUCCGGUUCAGAUCAUGACCUGGCUCAACCAGUACCACGACUACUGCGAGGAGAUUCUCAGUCACAUCAACCUCAUCCCCAAUAAAUUUCUGUGCGACACCGUCGAGGUUCCCAAACAGAGGACGAAGUCAUUCAUCCAAGCGAUGCUGAAGAAGAACAACCUGCAGCGGUUCCACACAUGUUUAGUGCGUCACUGCAAGAACGCCUUUGCCUGCAGCUUCACUCACCAGGCAGGCUGGAAGCUGGCCUUUUCUGGAGACACCAUGCCCUGCGACGCAUUCGUACACAUCGGAAAAAAUGCGACCUUACUAAUCCACGAGGCCACGCUGGAGGAUGAGCUAGAGGAGGAAGCUGUAGAGAAAAGGCAUAGUACAACCUCCCAGGCCAUCGGUAUCGGCAUGAAGAUGAACGCCGACUUCAUCGUGCUCAACCACUUCAGCCAGCGCUACGCUAAGAUCCCUCUCUUCAGCGAAGACUUCAACGACAGGGUGGGAAUAUCCUUCGACCACAUGAGAAUUCGUUUUGAUGAUUCCAAAAUCAUCCCCAAACUCAUUCCUGCACUGAAAACCCUGUUUGCCGAGGAGCUCGGCGAGAUGGAGGAGAGGAGGGAGAGGAGGGAGAUGAGAUAUCCAAGAGGAAGCAGCUCUGAAGUGACCAGCGAGCAUAAGACGGGAGCGCCGGACGUCGGCAGAGGUGCUAAAAGAGACCAGGAGGAAACAGCAGCACACGUAGAAACGAAGCGGCUGAAAAGCAGCUGAUUCCUCUUUCAUUUAAACAUGAGUUUUGAAAGAC
Messenger RNA from Neolamprologus brichardi, 2393 nucleotides. Lineage: Eukaryota; Metazoa; Chordata; Actinopteri; Cichliformes; Cichlidae. The record is from RefSeq and is a predicted model, not a curated record.